Molecule: messenger RNA, 3523 nt
Organism: Monomorium pharaonis (pharaoh ant)
Lineage: Eukaryota; Metazoa; Arthropoda; Insecta; Hymenoptera; Formicidae
Product: fatty-acid amide hydrolase 2-B
Exons: 9
Coding region: 1140-2717 (525 amino acids)
Source: RefSeq, a predicted model, not a curated record
AGAAAAACUGAUAUUUUUUUACUUAAUCUGGCUAUUUAUUAGCAAUAAAUUGUAUGCUACGUUUCGACCACAAAUUCAGGUCCUCUUCAGGCAAUUGGUCUGUGCUUAGCUUUCGAAGUUUUUUGUUGCAUUUUGGCAGCAACAAUCUAAUCAACUGUGUACAAAGGAACGCAAUGAAAGAUACAUUAAUUUUUAUGUGUGUGAUAAGUUAACGGUGUACAUAAAAUUAUAGUCAAUAAAAUUUGUCGCAAGGAAUAAAUUAAAACUUACAUGCUUCGAUGAGUUUCAUAACAUAUAAAAUUCUUAGUAAACCAAAGACAAUCAAGAUGACAGUUGCUACUUUAAAACUAAAACACGUCCGCUCGGCAUGGCAACAAACAAAGCAAUGAUAGACAAGUAUUAUAUCAACUUUGAACGAGUCGUUAUUAUAAAAAAAUGUAAAUUUUAAGUUUAAACUUUUAAAUUUUAACAUAUAAUUAUGUGCAUAAAUAUUUUGUCAAGAGAUAUACAUUUCUGUUUUAAUCUUGUCUUACUUGCGUAUCCUUAUUUUUUUAUUAUUCAAAAUCUAUGGAAAAAUAAAAACCAUUUCGGCAAUAAGGUAAAAUAAAACCAGAAAAUAUUUAUCAAAAUUAAUAAAAUAAGUAUAUUCUUAAAUAUUUUAUUUUACCCUUAAAACAACAUAACUGUUUGUACCGGAGGUAAAUAAAAGAGCAUGAAGGAAGAAUUAUUAAAAAAUUAAAUAAAAAAUCAAUUUUCCAUGCGGUAAAGGCAUAUCAAACUAUUACAUUUAAAAAUUAGAAGAAUAAAUACAUUAUGCUCGGAGUGUUUUGCUAUAUAAAAUUGGCUAAGAAUGAUAGAAGAUUUCGGUUUCGUUCGUGACCUAUGAGAGAUAAGCAGCGGCUGAAAAAUUUUUUGCUGAAAAGUGACUAAUAAAAUUGCGCAGAGCGUUAAACGCUCUUUGUCGAGCGAUUGAGAGGCAAGUGGUUGCGACGCCACAUUCGGCAUUUUACUAUGUCAGUAGAGAACGAGCUCAAGUGCGCAAUCUUUCCUAUAACAGGCGCCUCCUGCCUGGACUACUUGGGCCUCGGCCAUAAAAUCAAUCGAGGUGAAUAUCAGUUGAAGAACAAAUACAAGGCAGAAUGCAAACUCGACAGAUUCUAGGUGUAUGCCAUCGCAUGGUGGAACUAGUUGUGAGAGGACUAUCACUGUUAGUUGCCUAUAUCAGAGGGCCGGCAGCAUCUCAACCGCCUAUCAAAGAUUUAACUCUCCUACACAGCACAACCACUUUAGCUUUAAAAAUUCGAAACAGACAAUUAACUUCGGAAGAUGUGGUAUCUUCGUACAUAGAAAGAAUAAAAGAGAUCCAACCGAUACUCAACUGUGUAGUUGCGGAACGCUUUGAUGAAGCUCUUAAAGAAGCGAAAAAAUGCGACGAACUGUUAAAAUCUCAGGAUGCCCCAUCCGUGGAGUUUCUGGCCAAAGAGAAACCAUUAUUCGGCAUACCUUUUACCACCAAGGAUUGUAUCGCGAUCGAAAACAUGCAGCAAACAGCCGGGCUUGUUGCACGUAAGAAUACUGUCGUUGAUAAAGACGCAGAAGUGAUAAAAUUAUUAAGGUCAGCUGGAGCCAUACCUCUGGCCUUGACAAAUGUCUCAGAACUAGCUAUGUGGUGGGAAAGCAGCAAUUGUCUAUUUGGUAUUACUAAAAACCCUUACAAUACAAGACAUAUUGUAGGCGGUUCUUCGGGUGGUGAAGGUUGUUUACAAGCAGCAGCUGGAGCACCAUUUGGAAUUGGCUCAGAUAUUGGUGGCUCUAUUCGUAUGCCAGCAUUCUUCAAUGGAAUUUUUGGCCAUAAGCCAUCUAAGGGAAUUGUCUCGAAUGAUGGCCAAUACCCUAGUGCACAUAGUUUCGACCAAGAUCAAUUACUUGGCAUUGGACCAAUGUGUAGAUAUGCGCAAGAUUUGUUGUUAAUUUUUAAAAUUAUUGCAGACAAAAAUACUGAUUUAUUGAAAUUAAAUCAGAAAGUAGACAUUUCGCGAAUCAAGAUUUAUUAUAUGGAAGAUGAUGGUGGUCAAUACCUAAUUUCACCAGUGGACCCAGAAAUAAAAGCUGCUAUGAAAAGAGUGGUGGAUUAUUUUGAAAAAGCGCACAAAGUUAAAGCCGUGAAAUUAAAUGUCAAAAUGUUAAAAAAGAGCGUAGCCCUCUGGUUAGCGAACAUGGCAUGCAAAGACGAAAAAGACUUUUCAUACGAACUGACCAAUAGGAAAGGUCAACUUAAUAUCUGGUUAGAAUGCAUUAAAUGGAUGUUAUUUCUGAGCAAUCAUACCUUUGUCGCUCUUCUCACUGCCAUGUUCGAAAAAUUCGGCUUAAAACAUGGGAGUGAGAAACAUGUUCGACUUAUUCAACAGAGUAAAGAUCUUUUUCAACAAUUUAAGGAUAUUUUAGGAGAGGAUGGUGUAUUUUUGUAUCCAACACAUCCCACUGCAGCUCCAAUGCACCAUGAACCAUUAUGCAAACCGUUUAAUUUUUCUUACACUGCAAUCAUUAAUGUGUUGGGCCUACCAGCUACAGCUUGUCCAUUAGGUUUAAAUAAACAAGGGCUUCCUAUUGGAAUACAGGUCGUAGCAGGACUUUAUCAAGACCAUUUGACGUUCGCUGUUGCGGAAGAAUUGGAACGAGGUUUCGGAGGCUGGGUACCACCAGCAAUAGUAGCUUGACGUCAAUACUAUCAUAGACAAUAAUUCUAUGAAUGACACACAUAAAGCCUCAUCUUACCAAACCCUGCCAUCUUUUUCUUGCAAAGUAUUGUAUUCAAGAUUUUCAUUCAAACACUAUCGAGGUAAAGUACAAAUUAUAUACGGAUAUGUAUAUGAUAAAUGUAUAUAUAUGUGUGUGUGUGUAUAUAUUAUAUAUAUAUAUAUAUAUAUAUAUAUAUGUACACUUGACAUGCAUUUACUAUAAAAUUUCUUACAAAUAUUUCAUAUUUCAUAAGUUUCAUAAUGUAUAAGUUUAUAUGAUAUGAUUAUGUUGUGAUUCUUGCAUUUAUAAAAUUCCAAAAAAUUGAUAUUUAAACAAAGAGAAUGUGUAUCAAUUUUGUGAGCAAGUAUUGCUUAUCAGGACUCCUUAAAAUAAUACAAUGAUAUUGUGAUCAAUAUUAAUAUAAUUAAUUGUACCUACGAUAUUAUUUAAUUCAACAUAAAAUAAAAUAAUCAUGUGUACAUACACUCUUUCUCUUAUAGGAAAAAUAAAAUUUAAUUCCCAAAAUGAGACAUUAAAUAUUUGUAUAACACAGAAAAUGUCUAUAUAAUAAUAUUCAAUUUUAUGUUGAAUUCCAGUAUUUAUAUCUCAGAUUUCUAUGUAGAAUUUUCUAUUUUCAUACAUAAUGUAUAUGAACUCAGAUGGUAGCAGGGUGUUUCUGGUAACAUGUGAUAAGACAUUCGAUGUUAUUUAAGACGUGUAUUGAUGUUGAGAAUUUAUACAGAUAUAUUUUAUCUACCGAAAGAAAUAAAUUUUUAUUAUAUUA